Raphanus sativus (radish) is the source of this 3991-nucleotide messenger RNA. Its product is annotated as meiosis-specific protein ASY2-like. The record is from RefSeq and is a predicted model, not a curated record. The transcript has 3 exons. Lineage: Eukaryota; Viridiplantae; Streptophyta; Magnoliopsida; Brassicales; Brassicaceae. Bases 1016 to 3991 code for a protein of 991 amino acids.
UGUUUAAGGUGAGUUUGGUCAACAAAAAGUAGAAGAACUCAAGAGUGGGAUGAACAGAGACGUUUUAUUAGAGUCGGAAUAACGAGGGUACAAGAGUAAGAAAGCCGGCUAGUCGAUGCUCGGUGAGAUCCUAGCCGGAAGUACAAGAGAGCGGCGAGAUACAAAGAGAAUAAAGGAAACCCUAAUCUUGCCGCAAGUCUGUCUGUCUAUGUGUUGAUCCUUUCUUUCCUGUCCUCAACUCCUUAUAUAGUCUCCUAGGUCGGUUGGCUUUGACCUAAUCCGUCCCCUUCGUUAUGGGCCUUUUGGCUUAAAGGCCCAGUCGAGAAGACUGCUCGGCCCGAGCCGCCUGAUCGUUUCCAUCGGCUUCUCGUCGUUCAGCUAUAGAGGUCUCGAGCCGAGUCGCGGCUCGUCAGGAGCCGUCUCCGAGCCGGUCAUCCUUUGAAUGGUAGUAAUGGGCCUCCUAUUCGCUGGGCCUUGUGGAUGGUGCCAAUCCAUCCCCAACAGUAAGUCCCCCCCUAGUUCGUUGUCGAGCAGCUGGUCGCAGCGAAUUAGUGAGUUAGGGCUCGAAGAAUAGGAGGUUUGAUAGUCGGUUCCUUUGAUUUAACCGAGGAACCGCCGGCGGAAAGAGUUCCGGAUGUUCCCGAACGAACAACCGACCUAUCGUACGCUCGAUGCCUCAGAUGAACUCCUCUAAACCGAUGAAUCGACUGUGCCGGUUUUUGAUGUGACAGCGAACCAUCACUGGUUUUCGAUCGAGAAGCUGAAACGUCGCUAGGGUUUUUUGUCGGGAAUCCGAAAGGUUGCGUCUGAGUGUGACGCGCGAGCCCGCCGAUAGGCCCAAUUAGGCCCGCUUAGGGCUAAUGAUGGCACCUCGUGGGAGGCGCCUUCACUCUCUCUAUAAAUAAGAGGUCUCUCUCGAGAUCUCUCUCAUUCUUCUCUCAGUUUAUCAGGUACUUUCUCUCUCUACUCCUUAUCUCUCUAGCUUUUGCUCUCUGUUUUAGUUCCUCUACUCGAUAUGUCGACGAGCAAACAACUUUCUCGAGAACAAAAGGGAAAGAUGAUUUCGAGCACCACUGGUCCCGAUAGUGAUCUGGAGAGGGUUCGCGGAUCCGGCGAUAGCGUAGAGGAGGCUCAUCGCGAGGCGAUGAUGGAUACCGAGAACAUGACCCGAGAGCAGCGUAUGCUCGUCUCGGUAGCGAUGGUUCAAUCUCGCGCAGACGAUGACGGAGGCGAUGGCUCUCCUGACGACGGGAUGACUCCCUACUGCUUCUACCCGGGAAAUAUUUUCGAGGAGCAGCGCCGACUCGAUCCGUCGCGAGCUCGUCCCCCUGUAGUUGAGGGGCAAGACUGGAGGAACGUUUUACCGACGCGAUCCACAUUCGAGUCGGUGACGAAGCUGCUGAAGAGAGGCAAGGCGACCGGGGUUACAUUCAUAAUCCCGUCAAAGACCCAAAGGCCGUGGUCCCCCCCGAAGGGGUAUCAGUGCGUAUACGAGUCGUACUUCGAAAAGGACACGAAACUAUGGUUUCCGAUUCCUCGACUCGUCACCGCCUACACGAUGCGCCGAGGAGUCGCUUUGAGCCAAUUCUUGAAUGGCGCUUGGCGUCUAGCAGUUGCGCUGAUGGUGAUUGGGGCGGAAGCUGGCGCUGCUCUCAGCGUCCGAGCAUUUGAGGAGCUGGUCUCGGUGAAGAUUAAUCGAGGCCUGUUAUCACUGAAGAUACGCCCGAACUAUAAUGUGGUAACGGGCUAUCCGACCAAGACGAACGACUGGCAGCGAUCGUACUUCUAUGUUAAGUCCGAUCGCUCGGCUUUCGAGGAGCCGCUGAAGACCGGUUACCGUGUUCUUUGGAACAAUGAAUUUGGUAUUGAAUGUUCUUUAAUCUUUUACUGUUUCAGACUCCUGACCAUCUCUUUUUCUCUUGUUUUGACAGUUCCUCACUCGAAUACCGCGGAGUACGAGGAAGAUUUCUUGGAGAGUGCUCGGAUUAUCGCGUCCCAGAAACAGGAUUUUUGGGAGAACUUCUCGUACAGGAGGAUUCGUAGGUCGAUUGAUCGGAUCAAGCGGCAGGUUUGGCGUUCGGACACCGUUCCUCUCAUCACCAAAAAGUCGAAGAGAAUCAACUUGUUCACCAAAGCCGAGCAGAUUGAAAUUAACCGAGCCAGAGCUAUGAGGGAAUUGCCGGAUCUAAGUUUGGUGGUUGGGAAGCAACUCGGGUUCGUGGAACCGGACCAAAGCUCUAACGCAAACUCCUCUGAUCCCGGGGAGCCGAGAGCGACUGAGUCGGACGGGGCUCAGCUCGUGAGAAAGUCGGGGAGCAAGAGGAAGGAGAGGGAAGGCGUUUCUUCCGAGGAGAAGCAAGCCGAGGAGACUUCCACCGGUGGGGGCGCCGGAUCGGAGAAGAAGCGGGCGCGCAAGGAUCCCGUUGAGGUUCGGCCUUCCUCUGUGGAGAGAGGUGAGCUCCAGGCCUUGGAGCCUAGCAACAAUUCUCGAGAUGACGUUCUCCCGGAUCCGUCUCUCGAUGGUGGUCUUCAGGGGACUUCUUCUAAGGUGAAGAAGAAGUCGAAAAAGAAUAAUAAGAAGAGUGCCGGCGAAUCCUCGGGGCACGAGAUAGCGCCCGAUACGGAGAAGGAAACCGUGGAGGCUCCGACUACUGCCGUUUCCCUCCCCAAGGCGGCGGUUCGUGAAGAUGCCCGGGGAUCGAACAGGUCCUCUCCGAAGGCUCAGGAGGGUAAGGCUGUGCCGAAGAACCUGCAGGGGUUUUGCCCGGAUAAAGUGGACUUCAUUUUCAAGCGGGACACUCCUCUCGUUUGUAACGAGAGAGAUUGCGCUCGUUUCGUCCGCCAAGUCCGGGGAAGUAGGGAGCAUCUCCCACUCGUCAAGGACUUAGUUUUCCAAGACGAGUACACCGCUGCUGCCGGUUCCUCGGUUAAGAGCCAAGGUGACUGGAACGAGGUCGUCCGCAUAUACGACAAAGAGCUGAAGAGGACCUAUGGUGUGAUUGAUAGGCAACGGCGCAACACCAAGGAGGCGACUGUCGCCUUAGAGGUCAUGCUGAAGAAGAAGGACGAAGCGGUUAUUGCAGAAGCGGCCAUGAGGGAUGAACUCUCCCAGAAAGAGGCGGCUAUGAACAAGGAGCUGAAGCGAGCCCGGGAGUUGGUUAAAGCGCUCGAGAAAGAGAAAACCAAGCUGGCAAACGAGAAGAAGACCCUCGAGGAAGAGAAGGCGGCUGCUGCCUUAGAGCAUUCCAAGGAGAUGGAUCGUCUCCGAGAGUCGCGCCGCUAUGAGGUUACUCACGAACGGAUCCGAGUAAUGGCGGCGAUGCAUGGGAAAGCCGCCGUUCGCUUCCAGAGGAUCCAGGAUCGGGAGUCCCGUCGUGAUAACUUUGAGGAUGCGAGAUGCAUGCUCGGCCAGGCUCGGGGGAUGAGACGUUGCCUUGAAGGGAUGAAAGCGGCAGGUAAAAACAUCUCUCAGGGAGAUAUUGAUAUCUACGCCGGGCAAGAGAGGCAUUAUGAUGCGGAGGUGAAGCGUUUGAUCGUAGAUGAUCUUCUCGAGAAGGACCUUUCUUUAUCUCCUCUCGUGCUCGAGUCGAGGUUCGUUAUCCAGGAGAUGAUGGAUAAAAUCGACAAAUUUGGGUCGAACAUGGACUUGCUCGACUCCGAGGCCGCCAAGACGCUUCGCACUCCCCUCAGAGCACCAGGGGAUCGAUCCGAAGAGCCGUCGAAGAGCCUUCUCGACACCGUUCAGUCGCCAGCUCGCCUGAUGCUGUUCUCCCGGGUCAAGAAGUUGCCCUUAAGGACCCUUCCGUGGCUGAGGAGACGAACAAGUCAGCUCCCGACGAACCGAUCUCCAACACGCCGGUCAAUAUCUCCGACUCGCCGUCAUUCGAGGAUGCGGAUUCUGGCGCGAGUGAAGGACAUCUCGAGGGGGCGGACUCUGGCGCGAGCGAAGAACAUCCCGAGGAGGAUCUUCCUGCCUUGGAUUAGUAUUUGA